Molecule: messenger RNA, 1005 nt
Organism: Acanthosepion pharaonis
Lineage: Eukaryota; Metazoa; Mollusca; Cephalopoda; Sepiida; Sepiidae
Source: the annotation of a GenBank genome assembly
AUGACCGUCACUCACAUUGUGCUGGCAUUGACAUUUUUUGUUACUGUUCACGCUGCAGAUUGGGGUUAUGACGAUCCAAUGAAUUGGGGGAAAUCCUUUCCAUCAUGUAACGGUAAAGCGCAAAGCCCCGUUCAUAUCAAGGCAUCAAAUGCAAAAUAUGUCUCCAAUCUGGGAAAAAUUGAUCUGACUGGCUAUAAAACCAAAACAAAUUACGACAUUGUCAACAAUGGACAUACAAUUCAGUUGAAUAUCGGCUACAGAGCGACUGCCAAGAAUGGCGGUCUUCCAGGUGUUUACAAAGCCCUCCAAUUCCAUUUCCAUUGGAGCCAUAACCAGAACGGAGAAGGGUCUGAGCAUAUUCUGAAUAACAAAGCCUAUCCUCUAGAGGUUCAUAUUGUUCAUAUGAAUGAAAAAUACCCUAAUGUAACGGAGGCUUUGAAACACAAAGAUGGUCUGGCUGUACUGGGUUUCUUUUUCGAGGUUGGAAACGAAAACCCUGCAAUGAAUAAAUUUUUAAACAAUUUACCACAAGCUGGUAACACUGCACAAUCGGGAGCAUUUAGCAUAGAAGAAAUGCUUGGAUCACUGGAUCAUUUGGACCAUUAUUUUCGCUAUCUUGGCAGUUUAACUACUCCUCCUUGUUCUGAAGCCGUUGUGUGGACAUUGUUCAGCAAAAUUAUCACCCUCUCUAGCAAACAGUUGGAUGCUUUCUGGACAGUAAAAGAUUCUCAUGGACAACUGGGAAAAAAUUUUCGACCAAUUCAACCGCUAAAUGGCAGACAGAUCUACGUCAGUUGGUCAUCCGGACAAUUCUCUGUGGUGAUGAAUGCUGCUACAGCUGCUGCUGCUACGGCUGCUGCUGCCACGGCUGCUGCUGCCACGGCUGCUGCUGCUGCCACGACUGCUGUUGCUACAGCUGCUGCUGCUACGGCUGCUGCUGCCACGGCUGCUGCUGCUGCCACGACUGCUGCUGCUACGGCUGCUGCUGCGUUGAAGACUUGCUGA